AUGUUUAAUCCACACAUAUUAGAUGUUCCAGCUGCGAUUAUUGACAACGGUACAGGAAUCUGCAAAGUGGGUUUCUCUGGAGAGACCAGACCUCGCCAUAUCAUCAGCUCUGUCGUCGGCCAUCCUAAAGUUAACAUUCCUUCAGAAAGAGGCAAUGAGAAGAAGUACUUUGUGGGGGAAGAAGCCCUGUACAAGCAUGAGACAUUACAUUUGCACUACCCCAUUGAACGUGGACUGGUCACAGGAUGGGAUGAUGUGGAAAAACUCUGGAAACACCUUUUUGAGUGCAACCUGGGAGUGAAACCCUGUGACCAACCUGUACUCAUGACUGAGCCCUCCAUGAACCCAAGGGAGACUCGAGAGAAGCUUGCCGAAAUGAUGUUUGAGAACUUUAACGCGCCUGCUUUCUACCUGUCCAACCAUGCCGUGGUAGCUCUCUAUGCCUCUGCCUGCAUCACAGGCCUGGUGGUGGACAGUGGACAUGGGGUCACCUGCACCGUCCCCAUCUUUGAGGGUUACGCCCUGCCUCAUGCAGUCACCAAGCUCUAUGUGGCAGGGAGGGACAUCACAGAGCACCUCAUCCAACUCCUCUUUGCUAGAGGGUGUACUUAUUCUGGCAUUCUCAACAAGGCCUUGGUGAAUGACAUUAAAGAGAAGAUGUGCUAUGUAGCUCUGGAGCCAUGGAGAGAUCUAUGCAGGAAGCCUAGGGAAAUCUUUCGUGAAUACAGACUUCCUGAUGGGAAUGUCAUCCACCUUGGGGACCAGUUACACCAGGCACCAGAGGUUCUCUUUGCACCUGACCAGCUAGGCAUCCACAAUCCAGGACUCUCGAAAAUGGUCUGCAGCAGCAUCAUGAAAUGUGACGCUGACAUUCAGAGGAACCUUUUUGCAGAGAUCGUACUGUGUGGCGGCUCCACUCUCUUUCCUGGACUGGAGGAAAGGCUCAUGAAAGAACUGGAAGAACUUGCUUCCAAAGGGACCCCCAUCAAGAUCACAGCUUCUCCUGAUAGAUGUUUCUCUGCAUGGAUUGGUGCAUCCAUAAUGACCUCUGUGAGCACUUUCAAGAAGAUGUGGGUCACUUCUGAAGAUUUCAAGGAGUUUGGGGCACCAGUGGUUCACAGAAAAUGCUAUUAA
Otolemur garnettii (small-eared galago) is the source of this 1134-nucleotide messenger RNA. RefSeq names its product actin-related protein T1-like. Bases 1 to 1134 code for a protein of 377 amino acids. Gene Ontology annotation, molecular function: chromatin binding. The transcript has a single exon. The record is from RefSeq and is a predicted model, not a curated record. Gene Ontology annotation, cellular component: nucleus. Lineage: Eukaryota; Metazoa; Chordata; Mammalia; Primates; Galagidae. Gene Ontology annotation, biological process: regulation of DNA-templated transcription.